This is a messenger RNA of Fusarium venenatum, 1341 nucleotides long. Its product is annotated as Zinc/iron permease. Gene Ontology annotation, cellular component: plasma membrane. Gene Ontology annotation, molecular function: zinc ion transmembrane transporter activity. Lineage: Eukaryota; Fungi; Ascomycota; Sordariomycetes; Hypocreales; Nectriaceae. The record is from RefSeq and is a predicted model, not a curated record. Gene Ontology annotation, biological process: zinc ion transmembrane transport.
AUGAGCUCCCAUUCAGAGGUGCCCCGAGGAGAGUCGUGGGCUUCAAUUCCCACAGAUCUGAUCCUCGCCGAGUUGAGGCGACGCCAGGAAGAUGGCGAGAAACCAGAAUGUGGUUCGAGGUCAAAAGGUUCUUAUGAUACUUCAGCGCAUGUGUUUGCCUUGAUCCUCAUCUUGGUCCUUAGCACAUUAGCAUGCGGUUUCCCUCUAUUGUCACGACGAACGAUGCGCGGCCGAAAACAAAAAUCCAUUAUAUUCUAUUGUCAGCAUAUUGGAACCGGCGUCCUAUUGGCAACGGCCUUUGUCCACCUCCUUCCUACCGCUUUCGAGUCCAUGACCGAUCCAUGUCUCCCUGAUUUCUUCAGUAAAGGGUAUACGCCGCUCCCGGGACUUGUGGCUAUGGUUUCCGCCAUCAUUGUUGUUGCUAUCGAAUCGUACCUGACUGCGCGAGGAGCUGGUCAUUCUCACUCCCAUAACCAUGGUUAUUUUGACUCGGAUGACGAACACGAGAGCGAAUUGCCAAUGAUGGAUACAUCUGGACUAUCUGACAGGAGAACUGGGAUGCGACCACCAGAUAUUCACCUUGAACCUAUGGAAAGCCAAGGGCUGGUUGCUGGCGUCUCACCUUUGCCGGGCACGUCGCCCUUGGGUCAAGAGUCUAAGAAACUCAGCGAUGACUUCAACGACGCGGAUUCAGAUCUUGACCUCGAUAUGGACGAGCUUGACCCUUCGGGACCGAGCAGCAUGAGAAACCGAAGUGGUCCUUACGCCUCUCUCAAAGCCGGAGUAGCCGAUGAGGAGCCCUUGACACCCAUGACCCCCAUGUCUCCUGGACCACAGUCCCCCGAGGAACAACAACGCAAGAUGCUGCAAUGCAUCUUGCUAGAGGCCGGAAUUCUUUUUCACAGUAUCUUUAUUGGUAUGGCCAUCUCAGUUGCCACUGGUCCCGCCUUUGUGGUAUUCUUGGUCGCCAUCAGCUUCCACCAGACAUUCGAAGGACUCGCCCUCGGCAGUCGCAUUGCUGCAAUUCAGUUCCCACGAAAAUCGAUUCGGCCAUGGCUUAUGGUUCUAGCGUAUGGAACCACGACACCUAUUGGUCAAGCAAUUGGGCUUGUCGUGCACCGUAUGUACGACCCUAAGAGCGCUGGAGGCCUUCUUGUCGUUGGCUUCAUGAAUGCCGUGUCAUCUGGCCUCUUGUUGUAUGCUGGCCUUGUGCAACUACUAGCGGAGGACUUCCUGACGGAAAAAAGCUACAAGAUAUUGAAGGGUACAAAGAGGCUACGGGCUUUCUUGGCUGUCUGCGGAGGUGCACUUCUGAUGGCUGCCGUUGGUGCCUUUGCUUGA